UGUGGACUAGCAACUCCUCCCCUCUUCGCGCUGCUUCUGUUAAGUUCUUCCGGUGGACAACAACGGAAUUGUGUUUUUGCUCAUUAUUUUUGUGAGGGUCGUUGGAUGAAGAAUUGAAUAUUUCAGCUAUAGUAGCCGCUUUAUACCCUGAGCUACAGCGUUUGGCUGUGACACAGAACCAACAUGGAUGUCCCGAACCCUCCUGAAGAUCAAGAGCUGAGGAAUGUGAUUGAUAAACUGGCCCAGUUCGUGGCUCGGAAUGGGCCUGAGUUUGAAAAGAUGACCAUGGAGAAGCAGAAGGACAACCCAAAAUUCUCCUUCCUGUUUGGGGGAGAAUAUUUCAGCUACUAUAAGUGCAAACUUGCUAUGGAGCAACAGCAACAUCUUUUCAACCCUGGAAACAAAGAUGUGGUUGACAUUCCCCCUCCAUCAAUGCAGCUGGUUCCUCCACCUCCAAUUGCUCUGUCAGCUGCGCCCUCGAUAGAUGAGCUCAUUCAACAGAGCCAGUGGAACUUGCAGCAGCAAGAGCAGCACCUGCACACUCUCAGACAGGAGCAAGUGACUGCUGCCAUCACCCUGGCAAUGGAGCAGCAGAUCCAGAAGCUUCUGGUAGAAACUCAGUUGGACAUCACAGAGUUCGACAACCUGCUGCAGCCCAUCAUCGACACCUGCACUAAAGAUGCCAUCUCUGCUGGUAAAAACUGGAUGUUCAACAAUGCUAAGGGGCCACAGCACUGUGAACUGAUGGCAUCACAUCUUCGUAAUCGCAUCACUGUUGACAGCGCACAUUUUGAGCUCCGCCUACACCUCAUCUAUUUAACCAAUGACGUUCUUCAUCACUGCCAGCGGAAGCAGCAGAAGGAUUUGUUGGCGGCAUUGCAGAAGGUGGUUGUUCCCAUCUACUGCACUAGUUUUCUAGCAGUAGAGGAAGAGAAGCAGCAGAAGAUUACCCGGUUGCUGCAGCUUUGGGAGAAGAACAGGUAUUUUGAUGAAGAGACCAUCCAGCAGCUGCAGAACCCAGCACUUGGCAUUGGACAGUACCAGGCUUCCCUUAUAACAGAGUAUGCUGCUGUGGUGCAGCCCAUCCAGCUGGCCUUUCAGCAGCAGAUUCAGGCUUUAAAGACCCAACAUGAGAAGUUUGUUACUAGUUUGAAGCAGCAGCAGGCUUGCCCUGCAGGAACAGCAGCUCCCCCUGCUGAAGCUGAAAAAGCCCCGCCUAUUACAACCCAAGCCGGUGCAGGAGAUGUGAAGCCACCUGUGAUUGGCCCUCCUCCUGGAGACUUUGACGGGGCUGCAGUCAGAUCACAAGACCCUAAAAACUCCAGUGGGCCAUCUGAUAUGCCACCCAACAAGCCUACGUGGUUUGAGCCUCAGCAUGUCGGACCCUGGAACCCCAACCAGCCGCCUCCCUUUGACAUGAACCAGCCCCCACCUCCCUGUCCUCCGUGGAACAGUCAUGAGGGAAUGUGGAACGAGCAGAGAGAACCAGGAAACUGGAGUGGAGGUCCUCCGAGAGAUGGAGGCCCCUGGAGUGGGCCAGGGGGUUCUGAGCAGGGUCCCCCGUCUUGGAAUUCAUUUGAUCAGCAGCUCCCCUGGGGGAACCAGACUGAUCAGCCUCCAUGGGGCCAAAGAGAACCCUCAUUUCCACCACGAAUGCAGAGACCUCCCCAUUUCAGAGGACCUUUUGCUCCACACCAGCAGCCUCCCCCAUUUAGCCAGCUCCCACCACCCCCUCACAAUUUUGGAAGAUUCCCACCUCGCUUUGUGCAGGAAGACUUUACUCCCAGACAUCACUAUGACAGACCGCCUUACACCUCACAUCGCUUUGACUAUCCUCAGGGUGGAGAAUAUCCUGGAGAUAUGCCAGGUCCUCCACUUCACCACCACCCCAACCAACGAAUGCCUCCACCAGCUAUAGGAGCCGAUCAUCCUCCGUGGGGUACGGGCCAACACCCAGACUUUGGCCCUCCUCAACAUGGCUUCAAUGGCCACUCCCCUCACAUGCGCCAUCGACAGCAUCCCGUUCAAGAUGACCCAAGUCUGGUUCCAAACGUACCCUAUUUUGACCUGCCAGCAGGUCUAAUGGCUCCAUUGGUUAAGCUUGAAGACUGUGACUAUAAACCGUUGGACCCUAAGGACAUUAGGUUACCCCCUCCUAUGCCGCCCAGUGAUCGGCUACUAGCUGCUGUGGAGGCUUUCUACAGCCCUCCUUCACAUGAUCGACCUCGAAACAGUGAAGGCUGGGAGCAGAAUGGCCUGUAUGAGUUCUUCAGAGCCAAGAUGAGAGCUAGAAGAAAAAAGGAACAGGAGAAAAGAAACAGCGGUCAUGGAGGAAGUCGCUCGAGGAGUCGCUCUCGCAGCAGGAGGAGAUCUUCUUCUCGCUCAAGCUCUCACUCAUCAAAGUCCUCCAGGUCACGUUCUGGUUCAUCUCACUCUCGCAGCCGAUCCCGCUCCUACUCACGAUCCAGGUCCAGGAGCCGAUCCAGGUCUUCUCGGAGCCACUCUGGCUCCAGAUCCAGAUCCCACUCAAAUUCUCCUACUAAGCGCCGUCGUGGUCCAAAAUCCCGGAGCACUUCUCCUUCGUCCACUGCAGGGCUGGGCAGUUCGUCAUCUAAAAUGUCUGCAGACACCAGACUAGGAGAGGAGAAUAAGGGCCACCAGUUGUUAUUAAAGAUGGGUUGGAGCGGUUCUGGUGGCCUUGGGGCCAAAGAACAAGGUAUCCAGGACCCUAUCAAAGGGGGAGAUGUUAGGGAUAAGUGGGACCAGUACAAAGGCGUUGGAGUGUCUUUAGAUGAUCCAUAUGAGAACUACAGAAGGAAUAAAAGCUACAACUUUGUUGCCCGGAUGAAAGCUAGAGAGGAAGUCAACCGGGAAGCCCAGGAGCCUCCAUCUACUGACUGAGGCCCUUGGAAUUCUGUAUCUCUUGGAUCAGAAGUCUGAGCUUUACUGUCCAGGAUGCUUUCACCUCUUGUAAAGAUUUCUCAUCGACUAGAAAGAGUGACAGACAUCACAGUUUUAUUUUAGUGAUAAUGUAUCUGCAUGAGACCUUUCUGUCUCUUAGACAGAAAGGUUAACACUAAAGUAACAAUGAUUGCAUGUUCAAGUUUUCCUUUAGUACAAAAAUCCCAGGUGUAAUAAAUCAGAUCAUCAAAGCCUUCGUCUUAGUUCCACAGAAGCUUGUCUAAAAUGUGUUCUGUAUGUGUCCUUUAGUAGCUGUUUCAUUUAAAUUAGCAAAAGUUGUAUGAUGACACAAAUCAAUAAAUCUAUAUUUUGUGUUUCAGAAAUCAA
Molecule: messenger RNA, 3288 nt
Organism: Poecilia reticulata (guppy)
Lineage: Eukaryota; Metazoa; Chordata; Actinopteri; Cyprinodontiformes; Poeciliidae
Gene: cherp
Product: calcium homeostasis endoplasmic reticulum protein
Biological process (GO): RNA processing; intracellular calcium ion homeostasis
Cellular component (GO): perinuclear region of cytoplasm
Molecular function (GO): RNA binding
Source: RefSeq, a predicted model, not a curated record